Messenger RNA from Acanthosepion pharaonis, 636 nucleotides. The record is from the annotation of a GenBank genome assembly. Lineage: Eukaryota; Metazoa; Mollusca; Cephalopoda; Sepiida; Sepiidae.
AUGCGACGCGAUUUCACUUGGACAUUUACCGUGGCCAACGUGAAGGUACCCAUCCUCGGCGCGGAUUUCCUGGCGCAUUACGCACUGGCGGUCCAUAUGAACCCUAGGACUCUGUCCGAUACGACUACGAAUCUCCGUGUCUUAGGUACCCCUACACGUCAAGGCUCCACAGGAAUCAGCGUCGCAACAUGCCAUGGUCGCGAGUACUUAGAUCUCCUGACACAGUUCACGGAUAUAACGCUGCCACCCAAACGCCGAUUCUCACAGGCAACACCUGCGAGAAGUCUUCCAGCGACUCUCGCAUACGGCCUGAAAUUGAACCUGGACAAGUGCGUUUUCGGGGCGCCCAGCGUUGACUUUCUCGGGCACCGCACCGACGCAGAGGGCAUAGCACCUCUGCCAGACAAGAUCAGCUCGAUCCGGGAUUUUCCCACACCGACGUUCAUGAAACAGUUGCGACGUUUCCUCGGUAUGCUCAAUUUUUAUCGUCGGUUCAUACCAAAUUGCGCUACCAUCCUCCAGCCACUGAUGAACCUGCUGCAGAGAAGAAACAAGGACAUCUCGUUGGAGGGAGAUGCUCUGCACGCAUUCCAUACAGCGAAGGCUGCAUUGGCGAAUUAUACUAGGCCUCUCUGA